CAGCGCCUGCGCAGAUCAGCGGCUUCUCUCGCGAGGACGGGCGCCAUUAUCGCAUCUCCCCGACAAACACCACGAGAAUUCCGCAGCCCACACGCGACCCAGUGAGCUACUGUCCUGUUUUAUGGAUGAGGUGACAGAUCCAGAGGUUAAGUGACUUGCCUACGACACACAGAGCCAAGGUGGAAAAUCAUCAAAUAACUUGAAGCAAAGGUUAACCUUUCUGAAUUAGAAGUGGGUUUGGAUAAACUGGCAGUGAAAACAUGGUAUGUGUGCUGCUGGCAUUGCCUGAUUGGUGUGAACUACAUGUCCCCUGAAUAUGGCCUGGGACACAGGCAUCUUAAUCUUACUAUAUGGAGCAGGGAAGAACUCAAGCUGCAGUUCCUGCUGUCACCAUGCAGUGCAGCCCUGCAAUUCCGUUGCCUCAAGAGGCAGUUUCAAGAUUCUGUAGAUGCUGCGGACAUCAUUAAACACGAGGGCAGAGGCCAACAAACAUUUUCUGUUACAGGGUGCUCUGGAGCAGUUGCUGAGGAUGAAGGUGGAAGAAACUCCCAGUGUUCAGCACAGGCACCAGGUUCAGAGAAUAUUACUGGAUAUAACUGAGGUGACAGAAUCCUAGCCCUGUGUGAGUUUGAUUCUUGCUUGUUGACUGGCCCCUCUUCUCUCCUUCUGGAUGAUGUCAGAACAGGAUCUGGCGGAUGUGGUGCAGAUUGCAGUAGAAGACCUGAGUCACCAUCACCCAGUUGUACUGGAGAAUCAUGUAGUGACAGACGAAGAUGAACCAGCUUUGAAACGCCAACGAUUAGAGAUCAAUUGCCAGGACCCCUCUAUAAAGUCCUUCCUGUAUUCCAUUAACCAGACAAUAUGCUUGCGAUUGGAUAGUAUUGAAGCCAAGCUGCAAGCUCUUGAGGCUACUUGUAAAUCAUUAGAAGAAAAGCUGGAUCUGGUCACAAACAAGCAGCACAGUCCCAUCCAAGUCCCCAUGGUGGCGGGCUCCCCUCUCGGCGCAACACAGACGUGCAACAAAGUGCGAUGCGUCGUCCCCCAGACUACAGUAAUACUCAACAGUGAUCGGCAGAACGCCAUUGUAGCCAAGAUGGACGACCCCUUGAGCAACAGGGCACCGGAUUCCCUGGAAAAUAUCAUUAGCAACGCGGUUCCCGGGCGUCGGCAGAACACCAUUGUGGUGAAGGUACCCGGGCAAGAAGACAGCCACAAUGAGGAUGGGGAGAGUGGGUCCGAGGCCAGUGACUCCGUUUCCACCUGUGGACAGUCGGGAAGUCAGAACAUCGGAAACAACGUCACCCUCAUCACCCUGAACUCAGAAGAGGACUACCCCAAUGGCACCUGGCUGGGGGACGAGAACAACCCCGAGAUGCGGGUGCGCUGCGCCAUUAUCCCCUCCGACAUGCUGCAUAUCAGCACCAACUGCCGCACGGCAGAGAAGAUGGCGCUGACGCUGCUGGACUACCUCUUCCACCGGGAGGUGCAGGCCGUCUCCAACCUCUCGGGCCAGGGGAAGCAUGGCAAGAAACAGCUCGACCCCCUCACCAUCUAUGGGAUCCGGUGUCACCUCUUUUAUAAAUUUGGAAUCACGGAAUCUGACUGGUACCGAAUCAAACAGAGCAUCGACUCCAAAUGCCGGACAGCCUGGCGGCGGAAACAGCGAGGCCAGAGCCUGGCCGUCAAGAGCUUCUCUCGGAGAACACCAUCCUCCUCCUCUUACAGUGCAUCAGAGAGCCUGAUGAGCACGCCACCACCCGCCAGUGAGAUACCACAGCCCCAGCCGCAGGCCCUGCACUAUGCCCUGGCCAACGCCCAACAGGUCCAGAUCCACCAGAUUGGAGAGGAUGGACAGGUCCAAGUAAUCCCACAGGGUCACCUCCACAUCGCUCAGGUGCCUCAAGGGGAGCAGGUGCAGAUCACGCAGGACAGCGAGGGCAAUCUACAGAUACACCACGUGGGACAGGAUGGGCAGGUGCUUCAGGGGGCCCAGCUGAUAGCCGUGGCCUCCUCAGACCCCACUGCCACAGGCAUGGAUGGGUCACCUCUCCAGGGCAGUGACAUCCAGGUCCAGUACGUCCAGCUGGCGCCAGUGACUGACCACACUACGGCAGCUCAGGAUGUAAUCUGUUGCUCUCAGUACGCCCCGUCCAGCUGGCUCUCCGGGCAUUGACGGUGCCCAGGCUCCUGAUGGCUUCCCAGCCAUCUGAUGUAUCAAGAUGUUCCAGAAGCAUCUGGUAUUUUUCCUGCUCAGACUGGAAUCGGCUGUCUCUCCAAGGAAUCCUGGUCACUGUUAGAGGAAGAUGGUAUUUAGAAACCACGAUCUGGGUGCUGGGGGUGCUCCUGCUCCUGGUGUCCAGAUCCAGCCCUCCCAGUGACCAGAACAGGGCGUGAGUGUGAGCGUGAGUGUAUGUGCGUGUGUGUACAGAUAAAUGUGUGUAUGUGAGUCCACACUCACACAAAUGUACACACGCACAAAUGCAUUCACUCGCUCACACACUUUAUCCAUCUUUAUCUGCCAGUGAGUUUUCCCCAGUCAGCCACUGGCUGGCUUCCUUCCCUUGUCAAGCGAUCUGUGUUUUCACUUCAUCGAUGUACAGUAUUCUUCACUUGAUCCAGAGCAGGAUUCCAGGCCCGGAAGAAGCAUCUCCCUCAAGCGUGUAAUUUGAUGGAGGGAGCACUGGCUCACUGGGAAACCGGAUGAGCGGCAGAACUCACUUUGCCAUUGAGGCUCUCUGAACAGAUUUCUAGCCGUCGCUGUGCUCUUUAUAAGAGCAAAAGUUGAAAACCCUUCCUGUGCAUCGAUGAGAGAAUGGUUCCUUGACCCGUGGCUUGGGCGUCAGCCACCGAAUUCUUGACUCCUGACUGAGAGCCGGGUCGGAGGGCAGGGUGGUAGUUCUCCAGGGAAGCCUGUGGAGGUGAGAGGAGAGAAUGUUUUGGCAGAACAGCUUGGACUUGGCUCCAGGACAGUGCAGAAAGAGAGAACGCUCCGCCCUGUGUCCCUGGGGGGCCAGACUCCUUGUUUGCUGGGGUCAUGUUGGAGCCCCCAGCUUCACUCCAGAAGACACCCCUACCCCCUUGCUUGUGGCCUGGCAGUGCCUUCUGCUCACUGGACUUGCUGUAGAGCAGGGGUGGGGAACAUCUGGCCCACAGGCCAUAGAAGUCCCGAGAAAUCAUUUGGUCUGGCCCCAUGGUUGGCAAACCGCGGCUCGUGAGCCACAUGCGGCUCUU
Molecule: messenger RNA, 3231 nt
Organism: Myotis lucifugus (little brown bat)
Lineage: Eukaryota; Metazoa; Chordata; Mammalia; Chiroptera; Vespertilionidae
Gene: BANP
Product: BTG3 associated nuclear protein
Exons: 17
Coding region: 671-2173 (500 amino acids)
Biological process (GO): protein localization to nucleus; negative regulation of protein catabolic process
Molecular function (GO): DNA binding
Source: RefSeq, a predicted model, not a curated record